This is a messenger RNA of Octodon degus (degu), 3493 nucleotides long. RefSeq names its product neuralized E3 ubiquitin protein ligase 1 (gene Neurl1). The record is from RefSeq and is a predicted model, not a curated record. Gene Ontology annotation, biological process: negative regulation of Notch signaling pathway; nervous system development. The transcript has 6 exons. Gene Ontology annotation, molecular function: ubiquitin protein ligase activity. The coding region runs from base 218 to 1891 and encodes 557 amino acids. Gene Ontology annotation, cellular component: postsynaptic density; plasma membrane. Lineage: Eukaryota; Metazoa; Chordata; Mammalia; Rodentia; Octodontidae.
GGUGUGCGUGUGCGCGCGUGUGUGGCCGCUGGGCGGGUGUGUGCGCGUGUGGGAGGGCGCGCUGGGGGUGCAGGAGGGGUCGCGCAGCCCUGCCAUGCCUGCUGGUCAUGGGGGAGGACUUGGGGGAGGAGGAGGGGAGCUGACAGCUGGGGCUGCUUGGUGACCGUGACGAGGUUGGCCAGCCAGACGGAGGUGGCCGUGCUGCCUGCUGCCCGCAAUGGGGGGACAGAUCACCCGGAGCACCCUCCACGACUCCAUCGGGGGCCCCUUCCCCGUCCCCUCUCACCGAUGCCACCACAAGCAGAAGCCCUGCCCCCCGGUGCUGCCGGGUGGGGGGCUCCCAGCCACGCCGCUGCUCUUCCACCCCCACACCAAGGGCUCCCAGAUCCUCAUGGACCUCAGCCACAAGGCCGUCAGGAGGCAGGCCAGCUUCUGCAACGCCAUCACCUUCAGCAACCGGCCAGUACUCCUCUACGAGCACGUCAGGCUCCAGAUCACCAAGAAGCAGUGCUGCUGGAGCGGAGCCCUGCGGCUGGGCUUCACCAGCAAGGACCCAUCCCGCAUCCACCCGGACUCACUGCCCAAGUACGCCUGCCCUGACCUGGUGUCCCAGAGUGGCUUCUGGGCCAAGGCACUGCCCGAGGAGUAUGCCAACGAGGGCCACAUCAUCGCCUUCUGGGUGGACAAGAAGGGCCGCGUGUUCUACCGCAUCAACGACUCAGCCGCCAUGCUCUUCUUCAGCGGGGUGCGCACGGCCGAGCCGCUCUGGGCCCUGGUGGAUGUCUACGGCCUCACGCGGGGCGUGCAGCUGCUAGACAGCGAGCUGGUGCUGCCCGACUGCCUGCGGCCGCGCUCCUUCACCGCCCUGCGCCGGCCGUCGCUGCGGCGCGAGGCCGACGACGCGCGCCUGUCCGUGAGCCUGUGCGACCUCAACGUGCCGGGCGCCGACGGCGACGAGAUGGCGCUGGCCGCCGGCUGCCCGGUCCCGCAGAACUCGCUCAACUCGCGCCACAGCCGGGCGCUGCCCGCGCAGCUGGACGGCGACCUGCGCUUCCACGCGCUGCGCUCGGGCGCGCACGUCCGCGUCCUGGACGAGCACACCGUGGCGCGCCUGGAGCACGGGCGCGAUGAGCGCGCGCUCGUCUUCACCAGCCGGCCCGUGCGCGUGGCUGAGACCAUCUUCGUCAAGGUCACGCGCUCCGGGGGCGCGCGGCCCGGCGCGCUCUCCUACGGCGUCACCUCUUGCGACCCCAGCACGCUGCGGCCCGCUGACCUGCCCAGCAGCCCCGAGGCGCUGGCCGACCGCGAGGAGUUCUGGGCCGUGUGCCGCGCGCCUGGGCCCCUGCACAGCGGCGACAUCCUGGGCCUGGUGGUCACCGCAGAAGGCGAGCUGCACCUGAGCCACAACGGGGCGCCCGCGGGCACGCAGCUGUGCGUGGACGCCUCGCAGCCGCUGUGGAUGCUCUUCGGCCUGCACGGCGCCAUCUCCCAGGUCCGCAUCCUAGGCUCCACCAUUCUGGCUGAGCGAGGCAUCCCGUCGCUGCCCUGCUCCCCUGCAUCCACGCCAACCUCACCCAGCGCCCUGGGCAGCCGCCUCUCUGACCUGUUGCUCAGCCCAUGCAACUCUGGGCCUGUGGGCAGCUCUGCUGGGGGAACAGCACCCAAUUCACCGGUGAGCCUGCCGGAGUCUCCAGUGACCCCGAGUGUCGGCCAGUGGAGCGAUGAGUGCACCAUCUGCUAUGAACACGCAGUGGACACGGUCAUCUACACGUGCGGUCACAUGUGCCUCUGCUACGCCUGCGGCCUGCGCCUCAAGAAGGCCCUACAUGCCUGCUGCCCCAUCUGCCGCCGCCCCAUCAAGGACAUCAUCAAGACCUACCGCAGCUCCUAGCCUGCUGGGGCGCCCCACUCCGCACACGCGCCUGCGCAGCCCAGCCCAGUUCUAGCUGAGGGGAGGGCCACUGGGGCCGCUUUCCUCCUGGAGACUGUCUCCUUUUCCACUAAACAUGGAAAACAGAGGUCCCUGCAGGUCUGAGCAGACAAGCGGUCGGGCAGGAGUCCGUUGCUCCUGAGGAAAGGGAGGGAGCUGCCCUUUCCCCAGCUUCUCCCUGUGUGCCAAUUUAGGCUUAAGUUGGGGUCUCAGCCUGUCCCAAUCCUUUCCCAUCGGGGCAAGUUCCUAGGAGGUCCUUGUGGUCUGGAUGGCACUGUGGUGAGAACUAAGAAAAUGCGUACCUUCCCAUGGCCAGAUGAGACCAGAGGCCAGGGCCUUCACCUAGGCCUGGGGUAGGGACUGGAAUCCAGCCUCCAUCAGCUCCUGCAGCCAGAGGGCCUUGAGCGGGACACAGUUGCUCAGGAGCAGUCCCAGGGGCAGCUCCAGAGCUGCUGUCUCAUUCUCUGACCCUUUGCCCACCCCACCUCUGAUCUCCCAUCUUCCCCUCCUGGCCACUGUGGGUAAGAUGGCAGCAGACUUCUCUUACCCUGGGCCGCACAGCCUCUGGGGAUGGGUGGUUGGGUGGUCUGCAGAGGCCCCGGGGCUUGGGAAGACCCCUCCUGGUCUCAAGCUUCUGCCCCAGUCAUCUCUCUGGGUGCUGUUGCCCAGGCUGCCCUUGGAUGAACCUGGGCCACUCUGUUGGGCCUCUGGGAGCAGGCCUGUGGCUGCCCCUCAGGCCUCUGUCCCCUUUGAGAGGCAAAUGAGUGGUCAAGAGGGGCCAGGAUAGGGUGGAGCUUCUCUGGGCUACAACCAGCCCUUCUCCACAUUUUAAUUUAUUUAUUUAUUUGGCUUGUGGGCUUUGUUGUUUGUGGGUCAGUUCCCAUCCCCUGGGCCCCAGGAAUGCUGGUGCUCCAGCCUAAGGGACCUGGAAGGGAGGCUUCCCAGCAAAUUGUGUUCAUUUAUCAGAGAAGCAGGCUGAGUCUCCUGGGCACUUGGGGCUGGUGGGUCACCUAGAACCACAAAGCACACCCUGGGACUCCUGUAUGGGAGGCAGGAAGGACUCUGGGUAAGGCUGUGCAUCCUGGGAGGAGUGGGCCCCAGCUGGCUCCCAGCAUGCUCUUCACCUCAACCCUCCUGGCCUUGACUGCCCAGUCCCUUCCUUGGCAGGCAGGGAGUGCACUUCUAGUCCCAGCUGCUCACCUGGAUGGGCAGCCACCCUCAACCUCAGGCUCUGUGGCAACAGUGUCUGGGGAUGGGACUGUGGGGGUGGCUCCGGGAGCUCCUGGGCAGGGGCUGCUGACAGGUGUGUGAUGGGGUUCCAGGCCAGACCUCUGAAUGUGCUAGCCUCAUGGGAGGCUGGGAAGACACUGUGCCACUCCUGAGUGUGGCCUCAGCCAGCCAAGUGUGGCCUAGAGGGGAAGGAAGGUUGGCAGUGCAGGGGCUGUCUGGCCUGAGGCCAAGAGAAGCAGCUGUCACCUUUUCUGUUAGUGUUGGGGUUGUUGAUGCCUCGUUGUGAACUUGGGUCGCUGUGAUGUGAAUAAAGGUGAUUUCGUACCAGCUCAA